AUGACUACUAAUAGCCCAGAGCCUUCAGGAAUUAAGGUUUUAUCUCCUCUGGCCAAGAACCUCUUCCACCGGGCCAUUUCUGAGAGUGGCGUGGCCCUCUGUGUUGCUGUGGUCAAGAAUGAAAGCAGCUUGGCAGCUGAGAAAGUUGCUACCUUGGCUGGGUGUAAAACCACCACCUCUGCUGUCAUGGUUCACUGCCUGCGCCAGAAGACAGAGGAGGAACUCUUGGAGACAUCGCUGAAGAUGAAAUUCUUCAGUCUUGAUUUACUUGGAGACCCCAGAGAGAGCUAUCCCUUCCUGCCCAUUGUGGUUGAUGGGAUGCUGUUGCCAAAGACACCUGAAGAGAUUAUGGCAGAAAAGAAAUUCAACACCGUCCCCUACAUUGUUGGAAUCAACAAGCAAGAGUUUGGCUGGCUUCUUCCAAAAUUGAUGGGCUACCCACUCUCUGAAGGUAAACUGGACCAGAAGACAGCUGCAUCGCUCUUGUGGAAGUCCUACCCCCUUGUUGCCAUCCCUGAGGAACUGACUCCGGUGAUCACUGAGAAGUACUUAGGUGGGACAGAUGACCCUGUCAAAAAGAAAGACCUGUUCCUGGACAUGCUUGGAGAGGCAGCACUUGGUGUCCCAUCUGUGAUUGUGGCACGUCGUCACAGGGAUGCCGGAGGCCCCACCUACAUGUAUGAGUUUCAGCAUCGUCCAAGCUUCUCACCAGAGAUGAAACCCAAGACGGUGAUAGGAGAUCAUGGGGACGAGCUCUUCUCGGUCUUCGGGGCCCCAUUUUUAAAAGAGAGUGGCACAGAAGAGGAGGUCAAACUCAGCAACAUGGUGAUGAAACUGUGGGCCAACUUUGCUCGGAAUGGGGACCCCAAUGGAGAGGGGCUGCCCCAUUGGCCAGCAUAUGACCAGAAGGAAGGGUACCUGGAGAUUGGCAUCACCACUAAGGCAGCCCAGAAGCUGAAAGACAAGGAGGUGGCUUUCUGGACUGAGGUCCUGGCCAAGAAGGCAGCAGAGAAUCCAGCGCAGACAGAGCACAUUGAGCUAUGAACAGAGGGCCAACUGGGUACUCUACAUGGGCAUUCUACAGAAGGCACUUAUAGCUCAAAGAGGCUUCUUAUUGUGGAGGCUGAAGAAUUGUCUGGUGGGAUGGAGAGUUUUGUACUGAUUACCUCAAAUUUGGGAAUAAAUGUUUUGGAGAUGAAGCCAGUGUCUGUGUAUUGGUCUGGAGAUUAAACUUUCCUCCUUAGAGAGAAUGAGGUCCCUGGAUGGUGCAAAUGGUUUGUGCUUGACUACUAACUGAAAUGUUGACAGUUCAAACCCACCCAGCAGUGCUGCUGAAGAAAGAAGAAUGGCGUGGUGAUCUGCUUCCGUAAAUAUUACAGUCAAGAAAACCUUGUAGACCUUGGGCCUACUCUGUAACAAAUGAGGUCCCCAUGAGUUGGAGUCAAAGGCAAUGGGUUUGUUUUGGGUUUUUUCCUUAGAGUGACUGCACCAUGAGCAGGAAGGUGCUCUACUGGGGAUGGCUGGGCCUCUGGGCAAGCAGGAAGCAGCAGGCUGAGUUCUGGGAGCUGCUGAGGGGGCCCUAGUUCUGCACCAUCUCUCUGGGUCCUCAACAACUUCCAACAGCUGGAUUUGGGAUGGUCCGAGUAGAGCACCCCUCUUUUCAGUGUGGAGCUACCCAUGGAGGUGGAGGUGACACAGGCUGAGUGCGUCCCUGGAGUGAGGUGGGAGGGAGAGAGAGGUGCCAUGGUGACCCUGUGGCACUGCGGCAUGGCCUUACUGACCAUUCCACAGGCCUGUGCCACCUUCAAUAUGCACAGUACUCUCCCAGGCCCUCCCCAAGGCUACCUCCUCCAGCAGCUGGUCUGUAGCCUCUGUAGCCUGAACUACUUCUUGGGUGGUGACCACCUUGGAGUAAGUCCCUUAAGCAUCAUCCUAAAACUGCCUUAGAGGUUAGUUUUGCCUUCUGCUCAGAGGCAGAAAGCUAUAAGGAGUGUCAUUCUUACCCUAACUGCAGGAAAACACUGGAUUUUUCUCAAAAUUAUAACUUUUCCUUAACAUACCAAAAAGCUGGGGUUGAAAUCCAAACAAACAGCCUUAAAGACAGAUGACAGGCACUUUGGAGGAGAGAUGGGAUGUGAACACUGGCUCACCUGUGGCAGAACCCAGGGGGCAGACGGGACCACCAUACAGUGAGUGAGAAGAAUGAAUCUACAAUUUGUGAUGACAUGCGGAAGGCCAAGUGUAUGCUAGUGUGAGAGUGUAAAACUACGGGGAGGCCAGACCCAGAAUUUCUUUGGUGAUUGGAGACUUGUGGUAACAAGGUGAGGAGGUGUGAGGAAAGGCAAAGUCAGCGAGACCUUGUGGAGGCCUGAAUGUUGUCUGGGCAAUGGGCCCAAGAGAGCUACAGCAACUGGGCCAUUUUUGUCAACCUCCUGCUUUUCACCACUCUCCUGCACAGGUGUCCCCUAGCACUAAGCUGGGUAUCCACCUUUAUUGGCACUCAGGUCCUCUCAGCCUCUGCAGUC
This is a messenger RNA of Loxodonta africana (African savanna elephant), 2525 nucleotides long. Its product is annotated as liver carboxylesterase 1-like. Gene Ontology annotation, biological process: lipid catabolic process. Gene Ontology annotation, cellular component: lipid droplet; endoplasmic reticulum. The transcript has 10 exons. NCBI's taxonomy places the organism in Eukaryota, Metazoa, Chordata, Mammalia, Proboscidea, Elephantidae. The record is from RefSeq and is a predicted model, not a curated record. Gene Ontology annotation, molecular function: carboxylic ester hydrolase activity. The coding region runs from base 1 to 1044 and encodes 347 amino acids.